ACGAUGGAUCCAUCUGAACUCUGCUUUCCAGAAGCUUUCAACUCCUCCUGUAAAAAGAAAGUGUCUCUUCACUCAGUAAAUACUUUGAUUUACUUUGGCUUGUCCUUCAUGUCUCUGGUUACUACUGCUCUUAACCUUUUGGUCAUCAUCUCCAUUUCACAUUUCAGGAAACUCCAUUCCCCCACCUACUUCUUACUGCUCUCUCUGGCUGUCUCAGAUUUUCUCGUAGGCCUUUUCAUGUUUUUUCAGAUCAUUUUUAUAAAUGGCUGCUGGUUUCUUGGUGACCUCCUGUGUGUUCUGUACUAUGUAGUAAGUGGAGUUUUAAUUUCUGCAUCAGUAGGCACCAUGGUGCUCAUUUCACUUGACCGUUAUUUGGCCAUCUGUGAUCCUCUACGCUAUUCUACAAAGGUUACCACAAAAAGAGUUCAAAUUUGUAUUUCUCUGUGCUGGAUCUGUUCUGUGGUCUAUAUCCUGAUUCUGGUAAGGGACAAUUUUCAACAACCAGGAACAUUUAAUUCAUGCUCUGGAGAGUGUGUGGUUGAAAUUGGCUUCAUUGAAAAUAUCACAGAUCUUAUUUUGACCUUUAUUAUUUCCAUCACUGUUAUAAUGGUACUAUAUGGAAGAGUGUUUGUGGUUGCUCUGUCUCAGGUUCAGGCCAUGCGCUCUAAUAUUAUUGCUAUUAAACAAAAACAGUCCAAGAAGAUAAAUGUGAAGAAAUCUGAGCUAAAGGCAGCUGGUAUUCUCGGGGUUGUUGUAGUUUCAUUUAUUUUCUGUAUCUGCCCAUAUUUUUGUGUCACACUAAUUGGUAAAAGUUCACUAUUGAACACUUCUACCAUGACCCUUCUUCUAUAUCUGUUUUCUUUUAACUCCUGUCUGAACCCUCUGAUUUAUGCCUUAUUUUAUCCCUGGUUUAGAAAAGCUAUGAAAAUUAUAUUCACAUUUCAAGUGCUAAGGUCCGGCUCUUCUGGUGCCAACAUACUUUAA
Messenger RNA from Xiphophorus maculatus (southern platyfish), 984 nucleotides. Its product is annotated as trace amine-associated receptor 13c-like. Gene Ontology annotation, molecular function: trace-amine receptor activity. Bases 4 to 984 code for a protein of 326 amino acids. Gene Ontology annotation, biological process: G protein-coupled receptor signaling pathway. The record is from RefSeq and is a predicted model, not a curated record. The transcript has 2 exons. Gene Ontology annotation, cellular component: membrane. NCBI's taxonomy places the organism in Eukaryota, Metazoa, Chordata, Actinopteri, Cyprinodontiformes, Poeciliidae.